Molecule: messenger RNA, 1013 nt
Organism: Polypterus senegalus (gray bichir)
Lineage: Eukaryota; Metazoa; Chordata; Cladistia; Polypteriformes; Polypteridae
Gene: tectb
Product: tectorin beta
Exons: 9
Coding region: 78-1013 (311 amino acids)
Cellular component (GO): cell surface
Source: RefSeq, a predicted model, not a curated record
CGAGAUGUUCCCAGAUGAGGGCAUCUCACUUCAAGGGAAAAGCUGAACCUCUUGAAUGACCCACUCAGUUUGGAAAGAUGGCUGAAUUUUCUGUUGGCUACUUGGUUUUCCUUCUCCCCUUUGCACUGGCUUGUUCACCACAGAAAGCAGAUUUUGUCAUGGUUUCCUGCUUCCCUAAUGCAAUUAUUGCAAGUGUUCCCGAGUGUCCAUAUGGGUGGGAAAUCACCCAGCUGUCCCUUGGUGGAGUCUGCUACAGUGGAUCCAACAGUAUGGGCUUUUAUCGAUUUGCGAUUCCAGACUUGACACCCAAAAACAACUCCUAUUGCAGCACUCAUUCUGAGUUUCUUGGGGGUAAGGAUCCUAAGUAUGUUUUCUAUAACUCAAUAGUUUCCAAUGAUACUUUGCUAACAGUACGGAACCAGCCUGUGAACUAUUCUUUUAGCUGCACUUACAAAGCAUCUUAUCUUGUAAGCAACGCAGUUUUCAGCCAAAGAGUGGCAACAAUCUACGUCAACAACGGGAGUGUUGGUUCUUUCAGAUCUCAGUUGUCAAUGAAUGUUUUUACUAAUUCCAAGUUUCUAUAUGCCAAGGAUUCACCAUAUACAAUUGAUAUAUCAGAAAUUGGUUCAGAGGUGUUCAUUGGGAUUGAGGCCAAGGGAUUAAGCAGCAGAUUUAAAGUUGUCAUUAAAAAUUGCUGGGGAACUCCUUCCCCACAACCUGCAGACAAAAAACGGUGGAGCCUUAUCAUUAACAGUUGCUCUGCAGAUAACACUGUGACCAUCUUUGAAAAUGGAAAAGACAGCAGAUCCAUGUUCAAAUUUAAUUCAUUUCGAUUUCAACUGCUGGAGAAGGUUUCGACUGUGUGGCUACACUGUGAUGUUGAAAUAUGCGACAGUGAGAAGAUGUCUUGUCAGCCAGCUCAACCCUGCACUUUAAGGAGUCAGCAGUCUGAACCUUUUGGAGGGGUACUGUCGGCAGAGUUCCAGCUGCAAGGUAAGCAGGCUAAAUUCUGA